AUGGAGCCAUUGGCAACAUUGUAUCCUCUGGAAUCCACACAAGCCACCAGAAACGAAACCCCAAAUGAAACCACCUGGUCUUCAGAGCCUGUGGAUGACCACACUUACUUCUUAGUCUCCCUGGCCAUUUGUUCACUGGGACUGGCUGGGAAUGGCCUUUUGAUAUGGUUCCUAAUCUUCUGUAUCAAGAGGAAGCCGUUCACCAUCUACAUCCUCCAUCUCGCCGUUGCGGACUUCAUGGUCCUCCUCUGUUCGUCCAUCAUGCAGCUAGUGAACACUUUCCACAUCUACAAUAGGACCUUAGUGAACUGCGCCAUCCUCUUCAUGAUCUUUGGCUACAACACGGGUCUGCACCUCCUCACGGCCAUCAGUGUGGAGCGGUGCCUCUCCGUGCUUUACCCAAUCUGGUACCAGUGCCAACGCCCGAAACACCAGUCCGCCGUGGCCUGUAUGCUGCUGUGGGCCCUCUCUGUUCUCGUGUCUGGUUUGGAAAACUUCUUCUGCAUUCUGGAAGUGAAGCCCCGAUUCCCAGAAUGCCGAUACGUGUACAUAUUCUCCUGUAUCUUGACUUUCCUGGUCUUCGUUCCUCUCAUGGUCUUCUCGAACUUGAUCCUCUUCAUCCAAGUCUGCUGUAGCCUGAAGCCACGUCAGCCGACCAGACUCUAUGUGAUCAUCAUGAGCACAGUCAUCCUGUUUCUUGUCUUCGCCAUGCCCAUGAAGGUUCUGCUUAUCAUCGGUUACUAUUCCAGUUCCCUUGAUAAUUCUGUAUGGGACUCCCUCCCCUACCUGAACAUGCUGUCCACUAUAAACUGCAGCGUCAACCCGAUUGUCUACUUUGUGGUAGGCAGCCUGAGGAGGAAGAGGAAUAGGAAGUCCCUAAAAGAAGCACUGCAGAAAGUCUUCGAGGAAAAGGCAGUGGUGGCCUCGAGGGAGAAUGUGGCACAGUUCUCCCUGCCUUCAUGA
Molecule: messenger RNA, 963 nt
Organism: Mus pahari (shrew mouse)
Lineage: Eukaryota; Metazoa; Chordata; Mammalia; Rodentia; Muridae
Product: mas-related G-protein coupled receptor member H
Exons: 1
Coding region: 1-963 (320 amino acids)
Biological process (GO): G protein-coupled receptor signaling pathway
Cellular component (GO): membrane
Molecular function (GO): angiotensin receptor activity
Source: RefSeq, a predicted model, not a curated record